AUGCCAAUUUGUGUAUGGGUGCAUUCGCCAGCUUUGAGGACCGAUAAUGUGACGGUUAUAUGCCCCGAUCUGGCACUCUUCCGCUGCAACGAGCAGUUAGCACGUCACUGCAUGGAGCAGCACAGCAGCACGAGCGACGCCCAGAAUAUAACAGAGCAUAUUUUUCAGUCGUGGGAUAAUUUUGAAGUUAGUAUGGAAGAAAGAGAAGGAGCACUAAACUUUUACAAUGCUUGUUCUGAGGACCACGAGAAGGCUAGCCCGCCACACUGUCUAUUAUUUCGUAUACCAAGAGGUAGCGAAAAUGCCAUGGACCCGCAGGAGCAGAAGACGAGGAAACACAAGGGAAUUUUAAGGAACGCAUACGCAAAAACCAGAGACAACCGCUGGGCUGUCGUGUGCGAGUGCCGCACUGAUCAAGUUUACAAGGUCAGAAUAGUAGAAGCUUGUGAUUGCAGAGCCGAGCGAAACUCCCACUGCGAAAGAUGCAACAUUUGCGCAUUUCGUGUGUGUUGUAACUGUUACGAAGCAUAUCAGGCUGGCGUUUGUUGUAUACAUGCAUAUGCUUUAGCCACGUUUUGUGAGGAAGUCCGUCAAAUGUUUUGCCUUAUUUGCGUCAACACAAGAGGAGACCCCUUUGUACGGCGUUUCGGACGCAGGGCUCUUCAGUCGUACGUGGAAGGACCAGAGGAAGAUUCCCAAGUCAUAUAG
This is a messenger RNA of Cylicocyclus nassatus, 708 nucleotides long. NCBI's taxonomy places the organism in Eukaryota, Metazoa, Nematoda, Chromadorea, Rhabditida, Strongylidae. The record is from the annotation of a GenBank genome assembly.